This is a messenger RNA of Durusdinium trenchii, 1653 nucleotides long. Lineage: Eukaryota; Dinophyceae; Suessiales; Symbiodiniaceae. The record is from the annotation of a GenBank genome assembly.
AUGACUGUGAAGGCGCUGAUGCCCGAGGCGAGGGAGGUGCACAUCGAUGGCGUGCAGACCACCCUGCCGUUGCCGCCGGAUUUUCUGCAGCGGCAAAAUAGCCCUCUCUCUGAACUCUCACGCGUGCGCAGCCCAGCGGCCUCGGUGGCGUCCAAGACGACCAAGGUCGAGGUCACCUGCACCGGAGAAAAGGCGGUGAAGGGCGCCGUAACGUCUACCAGGCGGUUGAUGAAGAUCGCUGGUCUGGGGCUCUUCCUGGUGAUUUUCGCUUUCGCCUUCUUCGGAUGGCCCAGCAACGUGAUCGAAAACGACGACACCCACCGGAAGAUCUUGGCGGCGCUCUUUCUCACGGGGAUCACUUUAGUGGCCCUGGAGGAUGUCAUCAACCUGGACAAGUCUGCCAUCAUGCUGGUAUUGGCAUCAGUCAUGUGGACCUAUCAUGCCGCCGGCUUCCACCCGACGCACUCCCACGAGGGCCAUGACGAGUUGCAGCAGCAGCUCGCGAAAGGCUUGGCGGAUGUGGGCAGCGUGAUUCUCUUCCUGCUGCCAGCCAUGGGCAUCGUGGAAUCCAUCGACCAUUUGGACGGCUUUUCGGUGGUGACCGCCUUCAUCGUACGUCACACCAAAGACAAGGCAGAUCGAUUGAUGCCAUUGAUUUGCUUUCUCGCCUUCUUUUUGAGUGCGGUGAUCGACAACCUCACGGCCACCAUCGUGUGCGUGAAGAUCCUGAAGAGGGUGGUCCCGCACAAACAGGACUGGCGUCACUCCUGCGGCGGCCUCACAGUGGUGGCGGCCAACGCGGGAGGCGCCUGGAGCCCGAUCGGCGACGUCACCACCACGAUGCUUUGGAUCAGACACAAGAUCUCCACCACAGGCACCAUCACCUGGCUCUUCUUUCCGUCCUUCGUGGCGGGCGUGCUGCCCCUCUUCGGGAUUUGGUGGCAGGCCAAGCGAUGUGCGCCCCGGGACAGUGAGGAUGAGAAAUACAGGCAUGAAGACUUGGUGGCGACCUGGGAGAGCAAGGUAGCACUGCUGGUCGGAAUGCUGUGCAUCUUGACGGUGCCAGUGGUGAAGAUGGUCACAGGUCUGCCGCCUUACCUGGGAAUGAUGAUGGCCCUUGGCACCUUCUGGCUGGUCACCGAGAUCACCGAGCUAGGAAAGGUCCGCAGAGGCGACGAGGAGAUGGGCGGCAUGGUGGAGCAUGGCAAGCACGGCGUCCCAGCGGCUCUUCACAAGGUGGAUUUGAGCAGCCUCCUCUUCUUCACGGGGGUCCUGCUCUCCGUCGCGGCGCUGGAAUCUGCCGAGGUUCUUUCGCGCUACUCGGAGUUCAUGAACGAAGCCACGGGCGGGUCGCCGUUGGCGCUCUCGGCGAUGUUGGGCAUCUCCUCUGCGGUGGUGGACAACGUGCCGUUGGUCCAGGCCUCCAUUGAGAUGUUCCAUCAGCCGAUGGACGACCCCCUGUGGCAGCUGGUCGCACUCUCCGCCGGCACAGGUGGUUCCAUGCUGGCGGUUGGCAGUGUGGCAGGUGUGACGUUGAUGGGCCUGGAGCAUGUGGGUUUCCUCUGGUACAUGCGCCGAAUCUCUCCGUGGGCUGCCUUGGGCUUCGCCGCGGGCAUGGGUGUCUACGCACUCCAGCGCAUGAUUGUGCUGUAA